Molecule: messenger RNA, 2546 nt
Organism: Tachysurus fulvidraco (yellow catfish)
Lineage: Eukaryota; Metazoa; Chordata; Actinopteri; Siluriformes; Bagridae
Product: tripartite motif-containing protein 16-like
Exons: 6
Coding region: 94-1788 (564 amino acids)
Molecular function (GO): protein binding; zinc ion binding
Source: RefSeq, a predicted model, not a curated record
UCUCUCUCUCUCUCUCUCUCUCAUACACACACAGAACCAGGAAGUUUAUUUCAACAAAAACGGAACUCAGAGUGCUGCAUUGAGUUCAGAAAAAUGGCUGAGGCGAGUAUUUCAGUAGAUCAGGAUCAGUUCAUCUGUUCAGUGUGUCUGGAUCUCCUGAAGGAUCCGGUGACUCUCUCCUGUGGUCACAGUUUCUGUAAGGUGUGUAUUAAUGGCUGCUGGGAUCAGGAGGAUCAGAAGGACGUCUACAGCUGUCCUCAGUGCAGAGACACUUUCACACCAAGGCCUGUUCUACGCAGAAAUAACAUGCUGGCUGAAGUGGUGGAGAAACUGAAGAAGAAGACUGAAGUUCAAGCUGCUUCUCCUGAUCACUGUUACGCUGGACCUGGAGAUGUGGAGUGUGAUUUCUGCACCGGGAGAAAACACAAAGCCGUCAAGUCCUGUCUGAUGUGUGUGGCUUCGUUUUGUGAAACUCAUCUCAAACCUCACUAUCAAGUUCCUUCAUGGAAAAAGCACAAGUUAGUGGAAGCUUCUGGAAAUCUACAAGAGAAGAUCUGCUCUGAACAUGAUAAAGUGCUGGAGAUCUUCUGUCGUUCUGACCAAAGCUUCAUCUGUUAUCUGUGUAUGACGGAUGAACAUAAAAGCCACGACACCGUCUCAGUGAAAGCUUACAGAAGUGAGAAAGAGAAUAAGCUACAGGAGGAGCAGCUGAAAUUCCAGCAGAGACUCCAGGAGAAGCAGAAGAAGGUGCAGGAGCUGAAACAGGCUGUGAACACUAUAAAGCUCAGUACACAGACAGCAGUGGAGGACAAUGAGAGGAUCUUUACUGAGCUGAUCAGCUUCCUGGAGAAAAAGCGCUCGGAGGUGACGGAGAUGAUCAGAGCUCAGGAGAAGGCUGAACUGAGUCGAGCUGAACGACUCCUGGAGCAACUGGAGCAGGAGAUUGAUGAUCUUCAGAGGAGAGUCACUGAGAUGGAGAAGCUUUCACACACACACAAUCACAUCCAUUUCCUCCAGAGUUUCCAGUCUCUUCGUGUCUCUUCUGGACAUGACGACACAUCCAGCAUCACUGUCAGUCAACAUCUCUCAUUUGAUGGAGUGAAGAAAUCUCUCUCUGACCUGAAAAAGAGACUCGUGGAAAUCUUCCAGGAGGAAUUCAUCAACAUCCCUGGACGUGCUGCAGAACUUCAGAUAAUUUUACCCUCAGAACCAAAGAGUAGAGAUGAUUUUCUGCACUAUUUCUGUUCUCUGACUCUGGAUCCAAACACGGUGCACCGUUUCCUCAUUCUGUCUGAGAAGAACAAAGUGGUGACAGACAGUAGGGAACAUCAGCCGUACUCUGAACAUCCAGAGAGAUUUAUCGACUACAAUCAGGUGUUGUGUAAGGAGAGUGUGUGUGGACGCUGUUACUGGGAGGUGGAGUGGAGCAGUAAAGAUUGUGUGUAUAUCGCAGUCUCAUAUAAAGACAUCUGCAGGAAAGGUCGGGGUAAUGACGGCUGGUUUGGAGGCAACAAUAAGUCCUGGGGUCUGAGAUGUUCUCCUUCUUUCCUGUCUUUCCGGCACAACAACAUUAAUACUGACCUCAGUGCUCCAUCAUCCUCCCGAAUAGGAGUGUAUGUGGAUCACAGUGCAGGAACUCUGUCCUUCUACAGCGCCUCUGACACCAUGAAGCUCCUCCACAGAGUCCACACCACAUUCACUCAGCCUCUAUAUGCUGGGUUCUGGCUGCGCUGUUAUGGAUCAACUGUAAGGUUAUGUGAUCCAAAGGAUCCAAGUGAUGGCAUUUGAAGCUGCAGUUUAAUCAAGUAACAUAUUGAAAAGAUUGAAACCAGAUAAGUGACCAGUAGUCGGUAAUUUGCUACUUUAUUCAACGCUGUUUAAAUACUGAUGAAUCAGACAAAAUGAUUUAAUUUGUACGUCCCCAAAAAUAAUGUAAUGGAGUAAUAUGGACUGUAAUAAGUGUGUUAGAAGUAAAGUAUGAGCACAUUCAAUCAUUCAUUUUCUACCGCCUAUCGAACUCAGGCGUCAUCGGGCAUCGAGGCAGGAUACACCCUGGACGGAGUGCCAACCCAUCACAGGGCACACACACACUCUCAUUCACUCACACACACACACACACUACGGACAAUUUCCCAGAGAUGCCAAUCAACCUACCAUGCAUGUCUUUGGACCGGGGGAGGAAACCGGAGUACCAUGUAUUACUCGGGUAUGAUUCUGGCCCAUUCUUCCACACAAACACUCUUUACAUCUUGAAGGUUCCUUGGGCCACUUCUAUGAACUUUGAGUUCUAGUUCUUUCCUUUUCCAAUUCAUUUCCAUCUUUUUCUAUUGGAUUCAAUCCGGUUAUUGGCAAAUCUGUUCUACGUAGUAGCUUAAUUUUCUUUUUCUGGAACCAAUUGAGAGGUUUCUUAGGAUUGUUGUUGUCAGGGAUCAGCGCAGACUUAUGGCCAUGUGCGUUUGUGUUUGUUUGGGUCACGUGAUUGCCCCGUCCACGUCUGCUCCUCCCGGUCAUCACACCUGUUCCCCAUUGUGUGUGAUUGUCCCUGU